Messenger RNA from Poecilia latipinna (sailfin molly), 2927 nucleotides. It is a transcript of the gene sar1aa, whose product is annotated as secretion associated, Ras related GTPase 1Aa. Gene Ontology annotation, molecular function: GTPase activity; GTP binding. Gene Ontology annotation, biological process: intracellular protein transport. NCBI's taxonomy places the organism in Eukaryota, Metazoa, Chordata, Actinopteri, Cyprinodontiformes, Poeciliidae. The record is from RefSeq and is a predicted model, not a curated record. Bases 106 to 702 code for a protein of 198 amino acids. The transcript has 7 exons.
ACACGAAUAAGAAAAGGAGCCUCUCUGAUUGACUGUUUCCAAGGAGACCGCUGACACCGCCGAGAACUGGGAUAAGGCUCGGUACUCUAGGACGACACCAUCAGAAUGUCGUUUUUGUUUGACUGGAUCUACAGAGGGAUUAGCAGUGUUUUACAGUUUUUAGGUUUGUACAGAAAGACAGGGAAGCUGGUAUUCUUGGGUCUAGAUAAUGCUGGUAAAACAACACUCCUGCACAUGUUGAAAGAUGACAGACUUGGACAGCACGUACCAACACUUCACCCAACCUCGGAGGAGCUGACAAUCGGUGGGAUGACAUUUACGACAUUUGAUUUGGGAGGACACGUACAAGCUCGCAGAGUUUGGAAGAACUACCUGCCAGCUGUGAAUGGCAUUGUCUUUCUUGUCGACGCCGCUGAUCAUGAAAGGCUUGCAGAAUCAAAGACUGAGCUUGAUGCUCUGCUUUCAGAUGAAACCAUAGCCAGCGUCCCGGUGUUGGUGCUGGGAAAUAAAAUCGACCGUCCGGAGGCCAUCAGCGAAGGAGCGCUGAGAGGAGCUUUUUGUGUCGAUGGUCAGGUCACAGGAAAGGGAAACAUUUCUGUGAAAGAGCAGGACGUUCGCCCGCUGGAGAUUUUCAUGUGCAGCGUUUUGAAGAAACAAGGCUACGGGGAAGGCUUUAGAUGGUUGUCGCAGUACAUCGACUGACACAAAGGAAAAAUCAGGCACGUUCACAUGAAACUCGACUGAGACUAUCAAGAAGCGACAGUUGUAAUCAUAUUUUAAUCAUAUUUUCACAUUUUAAAUCACUAUCUUUCAUCAUUUAAAUUUCUCUAUGCAAACAAAGAACUGGUUUAUUAAUGUGAGAAAGCAUGUUUAGUACCUAAUUAUAAUAUAUGAAGAACUGGAUGAUCUGCAGGAGUGUAGAUUUGUGUUCCGCCGUCCUGAAUUAUUUAUUGUUUAAACCAUCAGGUACUUGAUUUUAUAUUUAUUAGUAGGUGUAUGAUGAAGCAUAAAGCCUCGCUUAUAUCGCACUGAGUGGCUUAAAGCCUGUCUGACUUCUAACAGAGAUGGCAGGGAUUUAGAUUAGAUUAGAUUAGAUGUUUGGAACAGUUCCAUGAACAAAUACAGAAAUAAAGAGGAUUAAUUUUGAUCUGAAUUAAUCUGAUGAUACGCAACCUCUACCUCCAAAGCACAAAGCCAAAUAUGUAUGGUAAUUUCCUGGGGAUUAACAAGGAGAUAGAUUGGGGUUCAACAAAAAUAUCAUCUUUGCUGAGCACUAAACCAGAAUGACACCAAAUCCCCUUAACAAACCAAAAAGGAAGGGUACGUCUGAUAGAUUCAAGUUAAAUGUCUCAUUAGUGGCAGUCGUUUGAAUUUCUUCUGCCAUUUAUUGAGGCUUUAUUUGUCCGAUAUGUUGCUCAGAGACAACAGCAUAGGUACAAGAUCUGUUUUAAGAAUAUCAGUUGCACUUUUUGGUUGCAGAAAUCUUUAAAUGGGUUUUAAACGUUCCCACAGAGAUUAGCCAGAAUAGCUUCCUUUAUAUAAAAACACAUCAGUGAUAUUUUCUCCUUAGCCUUAAUAAGGACAAACACAGCAGGUUAUGAAGUGUUGCAAAAUGACGCAUUCUGAUCAGUGAAUGUGAUAUAAAUGUAAAUCGCAGCGACGCGCAAAAGAGCAAAGUUCAAAGGAAGCAUCUCUUCUUUUAUUAAAUGUUGCCUGACCAAAUUUUCAUUUUCAAUUUUCAUGGCAGUAAUAAUAUAAUGGCUUUCUUUUUACAUGUGCAAAAGCAAUAAAGCACAAUAAAAAAAAAAAAAUACAGAUGCAUUAAAACAUGUUUACUGCUGAAUGCUGAAUAUGUGCCCUAUCAUCCAGACAAAUAUUUGUAGGAAGAUCGUCUUUUAACACGGUCCCCCACUUGGGUAGAAGUACCAACAUUAUUUUAAAUUUGUGAAUGAGUUUCAGAAAAAAAAAACAAAAAAAAAACAAAAACAUAAAGUUUUCUUUACACAAAGAACUAGCUUUAAGCCAAAUAGUGACACCUGUAGCAGCUAGAGGACAAUUUGAAGCUCACCAUCUGUUUGUCUCGGAGUAGAUCCAAAUAAAAAUCCAACAUAAAGGUGAACUUUAGCUGUAGACAUCGUCUUCCCAAUGUUAUUAACUAAUAUGGAAAAUGAAAUGGGGCCUAAACCUGAACCCUGGAGUUCCCCUUUCAGAAAACUGGGCUUAAGUUCAUCUCUUAUACCUGAAAGGUAACUUCUAAUCCCCAUCAUUCAAACCAGUAUUAGUGUCAUGGGUAAUGAGCACAGUACCAUUGAUGAGUAGCUUGCAAUUAAUGUCUCGAAGAAAUUAUUUAUUUGUUUAUUUACAUACUGAGAAUGAAUGAAUGAUGGCAGUAAUAAUGACUUCCUCUAAAAAUGUAAGAAAGCAAUAAAGAAGAACAGCCAGCGGCAGCGUAGCAUGCAGACGAGUGUUCUCCUCUGGAUGUGAAAAUCAAAGACUGUAAUUAGUUCUCCGCCUGUUCGUCUUUUCAAUUUGUUAGUAUUAAGUGCGGCAUUAAAUGCAGCCUCCCCAUUCUGCCACUUCCUGUUAGUUAUGGUCUUUCUUUAAUUAAGCCCUGCUUUAAGUCCAAUUUAAAAGUGGCGAAAAUUUAAACAAGAGCUGGAAAUGAAUGGCUAGUAAUAUUUUGAUGUCUAAUUAGCAUUUAGCUUUAAGUGCUUCUAAUGUACUUUUUGAUUAUCUGGAAAGAUAUGAGAGUGCACUUUGGGAGACGAAUAAAGACGGUCCGUUUCAAAAAGGAUCAUUUUGUCUGUGUUCUCCAUGGAUAAGAAGGUUUCAGUUUUUGUCUUUAAAAACCAAAAGGACGAAUAUUAUGCGGCAUUUGAACAUAACAGAUUUCUGCAUCUUUUAUUAACGAGGUAAACUUUUUUUUU